ACAUUAGAACAAGCAGCAGUUUCCCCGAAGACCACUUGCAAAGUCUAAAGCCCACGUAAAACCCCCCACAAGUAAACCCCUCGAUCCAGUCCUCCCUCGAUCUCUUCCAAUGCCGCCCACUCUCCCUCUUCACCGCCGCCGCCUCCUCCUCCCGUCCCACCACUACGGUGACCAAAUCCGCACCUUCGUCGACGCCCGCGUGAAGUGGGUGCGGGACCGCGCCCUCGACCACGCCGUGGAGAAGGAAAAGCACCUCCAACCCUUCCACGCCCUCAAAGACCUCCUCCUCCUCUCCGCCGCAUCCUCCUCUCCUUCUCCUUCUCCGUCUCCGUCCCUCCCCCUCUCCUCCGUCGCCGCGCGCCGCUCCGAUCUCCGCCUCCCCUUCCGCGCCAUCCGCUUCAUCCGCCUCUUCCCCUCCGCCUUCCUCGAAGACCUCCCCUCGUCGUCGUCGUCCUCCUCUCGUCCCCACCCCGUCAUCCACCGCCUCCGCUGGGACCUCGGCCUCCCCCGCGACUUCCCCCGCUCCCUCCUCCCCGACUACCCCGACUUCUUCCGCCUCGCCCCCGCCCGCGCCAACGCCAACGCCCUCGACCUCGAGCUCGUCUGCUACAGCCGCGACCUCGCCGUCUCUGCCAUGGAGCGCUACGCCGCCCGCACGGGGGGCUACACCAAGGGCGCCCCCCUCCCCUUCCCCCUCCACUUCUCCCGCGGCUUUGACCUCGAGAAGAAGGUCCGGAAUUGGCUCGACGAGUGGCAGAAGCUCCCCUACAUCUCCCCCUACGAGAACGCCUCCCACCUCCCCCCGAAGAGCGACCUCGCGGAGAAAUGGACGGUCGGGGUGCUCCAUGAGGUGCUCAGCUUGCUGAUUAGCAAGAAGACCGAGAAGGAGAACUUGGUUCUAUUGGGAGAGCAUCUAGGGCUUCCGCCGGGAUUCCGGAAGGUGAUCGCCCACCACCCGGGGAUAUUCUACGUAUCGAAUAAGCUCAGGACGCAGACCGUGGUGCUCAGAGAGGCCUACCGUAGGGAUCUCCUGGUGGAGAAGCAUCCCGUGAUGGGGUUGCGGUAUCAGUACAUUCAUCUCAUGCAUAUGGGCAAGGAGGCUGCUGGCAAGAAGAAGGAUCAGAAAUCACGGAGGGUCGCCGCACCGGUUGCUGGAGCUGAUGGCGGAGUUGGUGAUAAAGAUGAAGAGGAUGAGGAUUAUGAUGAUGAUGAUGAUGAUGAAGAUGAUGAUGAGGAAGGGGAAGAAGAGUUGUCGCCUGGUUCUCGCAUUUAUUCGGAGGAUGAGGAGAGUGACGAUGAAGAUGGAAAUGAUCUUAGCUACUCUAGUAGGACGUGAAGUGUUUUGUCUUCAUAGAGGAUUGAUAUUGAAAGCCGUAAUGAGCACAGAAACCGUGACAAUUCCGCCCCCCUUUUUUUCAUCUGGACUGAACGAUCUGUGCUCGAGUUACAAAGGUGCAGAGCAUCAUCAAAAUGGGAUCCACCUUUGAUUCUUCAAAGGCGCAUCCACUUAUUGGAGAAUGGAUAAUAAGAGGAUCAAGUUUGCACCUGGUCGAAUUUCAACUCAAUCAUUCAACCGAGCAAGUUGUGCCUGGUGGAUGUGCUAAGCAUACCUGAAAGAUCAUGCGAUGGGUUAUUAUUAGCAUGUCAGAAUAAUAGUGUGAAUUCUGCUUCGGGUUUUGGUCCUGUUGUUCCUCAAAGAGUGCACUCAUUGUGGGAAGAAACUUCAACAUGGACAGUCCAAUCUGGUCAGCUCCUAUGCAUGACGGAGAAUGGGUGCUUUCUAAUUUUAUCAAAUGUUGAAGCCAUGAAACAAAGAAAUCCUGCAUAUGACAAGAUAACUUCUGUACUGACGAUGAUAUUAUAGUCGCCAGAACUUAUGCGCGACUUUGAAGUGUACAUCCCCUUCUGCAGUUAUAUUCCGCUCUGCUGUGGUAAAUGCUGGUUAUCGCAUCUUAGGCAGCCAUGUGAAUCCACUUGGUUCAAAUCUGAUUCUCCCUCUGAUGUCAUUUGGGACAUAAUGCGCUGCUGGGUUAAAAGCCAUCCGGUUAGAGCACAGCCACCAGAUCAUUCAGGGACAGUGAUCCUUUCCAGCUGCAAGCAAAUUUUGCCCAGGUGGUUGUAUCUUUGAGCAAAGCCAAAGCCAAGAAGGUGAAGAGAUUAGGUCUCGAAGGUUAGGACCUGACGCUAAAUCACCAGCAAGCACUCCUCUCUCUUGGGCCCAAAGAUUCUCACCGGCUUUCCUAACAGUGCAGAGGAAAAAUGUAGCAGCAUUGGCGCAAGAAGUUAAUGAUACGCAUGUCGCAAAGCGCCAGAAGACUGAUGAUUUAGUCAACAAGCGAGCCAUGAUUGUGUGGUAUGCAAAUGGAAUGUGAUGUUGUGUUUUAGCUAUGUUCCACUAUCGGCAGUCCGUGAGCUUAUUGUGAGAAGUUAUGUUGUCACUCGGUUUCACGUUGUGGUGUAUUCACGGGCCUCGUGAAAUUGCAGGGCUUGUUGAUGGUCGUUUUUGAUCAAGCAAGGUUGUCUUAACCAACAUUUUAUUUGGUAAUUUUCCGCAAGAAAGAUGUAAAUUCUUUUCCUAGACUAACCGAAAAGGAGAUUGGAGCUUUUUAGUUGUGCCCUUCAUGGUUUUAUAAUAUUGUUUUCUGAAUA
This is a messenger RNA of Ananas comosus (pineapple), 2649 nucleotides long. Its product is annotated as protein ROOT PRIMORDIUM DEFECTIVE 1-like. Lineage: Eukaryota; Viridiplantae; Streptophyta; Magnoliopsida; Poales; Bromeliaceae. Gene Ontology annotation, molecular function: RNA binding. The record is from RefSeq and is a predicted model, not a curated record. The transcript has 5 exons. Bases 110 to 1336 code for a protein of 408 amino acids.